Rhagoletis pomonella (apple maggot) is the source of this 2081-nucleotide messenger RNA. RefSeq names its product venom protease-like. Lineage: Eukaryota; Metazoa; Arthropoda; Insecta; Diptera; Tephritidae. Gene Ontology annotation, molecular function: serine-type endopeptidase activity. The record is from RefSeq and is a predicted model, not a curated record. Gene Ontology annotation, biological process: proteolysis. The coding region runs from base 142 to 1443 and encodes 433 amino acids. The transcript has 2 exons.
UCUAAUUGCAUAAUCAUUAAUAAAUAGCUUAACGUGCCACUGCGUGCGCGUGCGUGCGUGUGUGAGUGCGCCCGCUUGUGUGUGUGUGCGUGUGUGUUUCCCUCUUUCACUGCAGCAAUAUCGCAUGUUGCACAUAACAAAAUGUUAAAAAUGUUCCACUUACGUCAGUUGCAAUUUAUUCUAAUAAUAAUUUCCUGCGUACUGUUGAGCGUUACGCCAACAAAAGCAGCAACAACAGCAGCAAAGACAACAAAUGCUACAAAGGGAGCAACAGACACAGCAGCAGCAACGGGAGCGGAGUCAAUAACAGCAAAAAAAGGCAAGGCAUCAAUAUUCGCUGAUGUUGUAACAGCGGGCGCGCCCACUGUCGUCUCAUCCAUCGUAAUUCCGGGAAAAUAUCAUGCCUACACACAACACUUGCCGCAAUCAACAUACAAAAAGGUGCAUGUGUCAGCAACGGCAACGGCAACUCAUCAUCAUCACCAUCAGCUGAAGCAACAGCAGCAGCAGCAACAAAACCAACAGCAACGACAACAGCGUGUGGACGUUGUCAAACCUGUCGCACUUGCCAGCGCUAAACUCAAAUCCAUCAGAAAUUGGUUUGGCAUCUUUAAUCGGAACAACGCACAGGCGACGGCGCAUGACACAACGACGACAACGUGCAAUUGCAGAUGCGGCGAGCGCAACGAUGAAUCGCGUAUCGUGGGCGGCCAGACAGCCGGCGUCAGCGAAUACCCAUGGAUGGCACGGCUCAGCUACUUCAAUCGCUUCUACUGUGGCGGCACGCUGAUCAACGAUCGCUACGUACUCACCGCUGCGCAUUGCGUCAAAGGUUUCAUGUGGUUCAUGAUAAAAGUAACAUUUGGUGAACACGAUCGCUGCAAUGACAAGGAACGACCCGAAACACGUUUUGUGUUACGCGCCUUCAGUCAGAAAUUCAGCUUCUCCAAUUUCGAUAAUGAUAUCGCUUUGUUGCGCCUCAAUGAUCGUGUGCCCAUCACAAGUUUCAUACGACCAAUCUGCUUGCCACGCGCUUUUGAACGCAAUGAUCUGUUCAUUGGCACCAAAGGCAUGGCGACCGGUUGGGGUACGCUGAAGGAGGAUGGCAAACCGUCUUGUUUGCUGCAGGAGGUAGAAGUUCCAGUGUUGGAUAAUGAACACUGUGUAGCGCAAACGAAUUACACACAAAAGAUGAUUACUAAGAAUAUGAUGUGCGCCGGCUAUCCGGGCGUGGGUGAGCGUGACUCCUGCCAAGGCGAUUCGGGUGGGCCGCUGGUGCGCAUGCGCCCCGAUGAUAAGCGUUUCGAACAGAUUGGUAUAGUAUCGUGGGGCAAUGGUUGCGCUAGACCCAACUAUCCGGGCGUUUAUACGCGCGUUACGAAGUACUUGGACUGGAUAAUGGAGAACUCGAAUGAUGGCUGCUUCUGCGAUGAAGACGAUUGAUGGGUAGUUGACGGAAGAAGGUUUGGAGGGUUGAAGAUGUUAGUAGAACUGAAUGAUGUGAAAUAUUUUAAUCGGAUCGUUUUCUUUUUUUAAGUAGGGGGUUGCGAAAUACAUACGUAAAUAUGAUCCUGCAAGUUUUUAAUUUGGUUUAUCCAAACCAAGCAAGAGCAUAAAUACACUGAAGUGGAUUAUUUUGUAUUUUUUUCUUAAAUAAAAUUUUGCAUUUUUUAUAUGAAAUGUGCAGCACUAAAUUAAAUAAACAUGUAUGUAGCGAGAAUUAAUAUAAUAAAGUAAUAAUAAUCGUUGGCAAUGAUUGAGAGAGAGAGAGAGAGUCAAGUUAGUUGGUUAUUAAAAACUAUGAUUAAUACGUUAGAGAUAAAAAAAUUUUAUACUGGGUACUGGCUUUCCUAAAAUGCCGCUGUUAAUUGCAGUGAAAUAUCGACGCGCCAAUAAUGAUUUGUGGCAUGCUAAGAAAAGGCAACUAUAAAUUAGGUGUGCUUUUUUUCUUUUGGAUUCUGUUUGCAUCCCGGGAUUACAUAUUUUCCAAAAAUUCCGGGAUUUUCGGGAUUUGUAAUUUGCAAUGGUGGCAAUAAUAUAAUGCUUUAUGUUGACAAGUUUUCGCUAUAUUUCUUUUGUUU